ACGCACGUAAGAUGAUGGACGGCUGGCCGCCGCUGCUGCUGCUGGCUCUCCUCGCCAUUGCGGGAGGUGGCCUCGGGGCAGACACAGAGGAGCGGUUGGUAGAGCAUCUCCUAAACCCAGCCCACUACAACAAACUGAUCCGUCCUGCGACUAAUGGCUCUGAGCUGGUUACUGUGCAGCUGAUGGUGUCGUUGGCCCAACUCAUCAGCGUGCAUGAAAGAGAACAGGUGAUGACCACCAAUGUCUGGCUAACACAGGAGUGGCAGGACUAUCGUCUGACUUGGGUCCCAGAGGAGUUUGAUGGAAUGUUGAAGGUCAGGCUGCCCUCAAAACACAUCUGGCUGCCUGAUGUGGUGCUCUACAACAAUGCUGAUGGGGUAUAUGAGGUGUCGUUCUACUCCAACGCGGUGGUCUCCUACGAUGGCAGUAUCUUUUGGUUGCCCCCAGCCAUCUAUAAGUCAGCCUGUAAGAUCGAGGUCAAGCACUUCCCCUUUGACCAGCAGAACUGCACUCUGCGCUUCCGCUCCUGGACUUACGACCGCACUGAGAUCGACCUGGUACUCCGUGCUGACGUGGCCAGCAUGGACGACUUUACGCCCAGUGGGGAGUGGGACAUCAUUGCCCUGCCUGGUAGACGAAACGAGAACCCAGCUGACCCCACUUAUGUGGACAUCACGUAUGACUUCAUCAUUCGCAGGAAGCCUCUUUUUUACACCAUCAACCUCAUCAUCCCAUGUGUGCUCAUCACCUCGCUGGCAAUCCUGGUCUUCUACCUGCCCUCUGACUGUGGAGAGAAGAUGACGCUCUGCAUCUCCGUGCUGCUGGCUCUCACUGUGUUUUUGCUGCUGAUCUCUAAGAUUGUCCCACCCACUUCAUUAGACGUUCCCCUCGUGGGGAAGUACCUGAUGUUCACAAUGGUCCUAGUCACUUUCUCUAUCGUCACCAGUGUGUGUGUGCUCAACGUACACCACCGCUCGCCCACCACACACACCAUGCCCCCUUGGGUUAAACUGGUGUUCCUCAACAAGCUUCCUGCCUUACUCUUCAUGCGCCAGCCCAGGAACAGCUGUGAGCGCCAGCGGCUGCGCCAAAGAAGGAGGGCCCAGGAACAGAAGGAGGGUGGCCGCAGCGGGGAGGCAGGGGCUUUGAUGGUGGGGCUCGGGCUAGGCAGUGCUGGCGGGAAUGGAGGGGCAACAUCCACAGGGAUGUUUGGCAAGGAGGACAGUGACCCUUGUACCUGCUAUGUGAACCGGGCAUCUGUUAAACAGUUUGGAGGGGAUCUGGGAGGCGCAGGGGGAUCCAUGGAUGGUCUGAACAGGGUUAGAGAGGGCCGGGACGGGAGCUCUGGAAACCUGCCGCGAGGGAAGCAAGCAACAGGAGGUCCUGCUCUGACUCAGGCCCUCCUGGCUCAAGCCUGUCCAGGCUUUGAGGAGGCUGUAGAAGGAGUACGCUUUAUCGCCAACCACAUGAAGAGUGAAGAUGAUGAUCAGAGUGUGAGCGAGGACUGGAAGUACGUUGCCAUGGUGAUCGACCGCCUCUUCCUGUGGAUCUUUGUGUUUGUGUGCGUGUUCGGCACAGUGGGCAUGUUCAUGCAGCCGCUCUUCCAGAAUUACACAGCCAAGACCAUCACCAGCUCGCCGGGCUGA
Molecule: messenger RNA, 1646 nt
Organism: Micropterus dolomieu (smallmouth bass)
Lineage: Eukaryota; Metazoa; Chordata; Actinopteri; Centrarchiformes; Centrarchidae
Gene: chrnb2
Product: cholinergic receptor, nicotinic, beta 2
Exons: 6
Coding region: 12-1646 (544 amino acids)
Biological process (GO): chemical synaptic transmission; signal transduction; nervous system process
Cellular component (GO): postsynaptic membrane; neuron projection; synapse
Molecular function (GO): acetylcholine-gated monoatomic cation-selective channel activity; transmembrane signaling receptor activity
Source: RefSeq, a predicted model, not a curated record